This is a messenger RNA of Aspergillus affinis, 3261 nucleotides long. Its product is annotated as ATP-dependent RNA helicase MTR4. Bases 1 to 3261 code for a protein of 1086 amino acids. NCBI's taxonomy places the organism in Eukaryota, Fungi, Ascomycota, Eurotiomycetes, Eurotiales, Aspergillaceae. The transcript has 6 exons. Gene Ontology annotation, biological process: RNA catabolic process; maturation of 5.8S rRNA. Gene Ontology annotation, molecular function: RNA binding; RNA helicase activity; ATP binding. The record is from RefSeq and is a predicted model, not a curated record. Gene Ontology annotation, cellular component: nucleus.
AUGGAUGAGCUUUUCGACGUUUUCGAUGACCAGCCCCAACAGGCCAAGCCCGUCGGGGGUGCGCCGAAACGGUCCAAGAAAGACAAGAGCAAGAAGCGGCAAGUCAACGGCAAUGUGAAGGACAAUGGCGACGUCGCAAAGGUGGAGGAGGUGGAGGAGGACGCUCCCGUUGUCGAUGCGCCAGUCGCGGAGACUGCGGAGGAACAGACCGAAGACGCCCCGGUCGCCAGCGAUAGCAACGACCAACCGGAUUCGAAGCGGCCGCGACUAGAGAAGGAAAAGGAAGAGGAUCCCGUUGUGGCAGAUUCGUUUGAAACCGCUCAAGAGCGCGAGAUCGCUAGUUCUGCUGGCCUCCAGGCGGCGAAUGACUCGGCGUCAGUGGUCGUAUCUCACCAAGUGCGACACCAGGUUGCGAUUCCUCCGAACUAUCCUUACGUGCCCAUCUCCCAACAUAAACCGCCCGAGAACCCCGCCCGAGUGUGGCCGUUCACUCUCGAUCCCUUCCAGCAAGUGUCCGUAGCAUCGAUCCAAAGAGAAGAGAGUGUGCUGGUGUCGGCUCAUACUAGUGCCGGAAAGACGGUCGUUGCCGAAUAUGCGAUUGCGCAGAGUUUGAAAAACAACCAGAGAGUCAUCUAUACUAGUCCGAUCAAGGCUCUCAGUAAUCAGAAGUAUCGAGAAUUUGCGGCCGAGUUUGGAGACGUAGGUUUGAUGACCGGUGAUGUCACCAUCAAUCCUACGGCAACUUGUCUGGUCAUGACCACGGAGAUUCUUCGAUCUAUGCUGUACCGUGGUUCUGAGAUCAUGCGCGAAGUUGCGUGGGUGGUUUUCGACGAAAUUCACUACAUGCGCGAUGCGACGCGAGGUGUGGUGUGGGAGGAAACUAUCAUUCUACUGCCGGAUAAGGUCCGAUAUGUUUUCUUGUCUGCGACAAUCCCCAACGCCUUGCAAUUCGCCAAUUGGAUUACGAAAAUGCACAAUCAGCCUUGUCACGUUGUAUACACCGACUUCCGACCGACACCCCUGCAGCAUUACUUCUUCCCUGCCGGAUCCGAGGGAAUCCAUUUGGUUGUCGACGAGAAGGGCAUGUUCCGGGAAGAGAAUUUCCAAAAGGCGAUGAGCACUAUCGCGGACAAGAAGGGCGACGACCCCGCCGAUGCAAUGGCCAAGCGGAAAGGCAAGGGUAAAGACAAGAAGCUGAACAAGGGUGGCAACGAGGGUCCGAGCGACAUCUACAAGAUUGUGAAGAUGAUCAUGAUCAAGAAUUACAACCCCGUGAUUGUUUUCAGUUUCAGUAAGCGUGAAUGCGAGUCAUGCGCUCUGCAAAUGAGCUCGUUGGCCUUCAAUGAUGAUUCGGAGAAGGAGAUGGUUUCCAAGGUCUUCAACAGCGCGAUUGAGAUGCUGUCGGAGGAAGACAGGAAUCUGGGCCAGAUCCAAAAUCUUCUACCGCUUCUGCGAAGAGGUAUCGGUGUGCAUCAUUCGGGUCUUCUUCCGAUCUUGAAGGAAACCAUCGAGAUUCUUUUCCAGGAGGGGCUAAUCAAGGUUCUCUUUGCUACCGAGACGUUCUCGAUCGGUCUGAACAUGCCUGCCAAGACAGUCGUCUUUACCAGCGUGCGGAAAUUCGACGGCUUUAGUCAGCGUUGGGUGACGCCAUCUGAAUUCGUCCAGAUGUCUGGUCGUGCGGGAAGAAGAGGUCUUGAUGAUCGUGGUAUUGUGAUCAUGAUGGUUGGCGAAGAGAUGGAUCCCGCCGUGGCGAAGGAGAUUGUUCGCGGUGAACAGGACCGAUUAAAUUCGGCGUUCCACCUGGGUUAUAACAUGAUUCUGAAUCUCAUGCGUGUGGAGGGAAUUUCGCCCGAGUUCAUGCUGGAGAAAUGUUUCCAUCAAUUUCAGAACACGGCAGGUGUUGCCGAACUUGAGCAAGAACAACGCCAGCUGGAAGAGAAGAGGGCUAGCAUGGAAAUAUCCGACGAAGGCACCAUUCGCGAUUACUACGACUUGAGAAAACAACUCCGCCAGUUCUCGGAUGAUAUCCAGGCAGUCAUGAGUCAUCCUAACCAUUGUCUCUCCUUCUUGCAGCCGGGUCGAUUGGUUCACAUUAAAUACAAGGACCUAGAUUUCGGCUGGGGGGUGGCCGUUAACCACAAGCAACGUAAACCAGCAAGAAAUUCUUCCGAGCAGUUUACCGACAACCAGAAAUACAUUCUCGACGUUUUGUUGAACAUUGCUGACGGACCAUCGGUGGCCACGAAAACCCACGAGGACUUACCUGCCGGGGUCAGACCCCCAACGGAAAAUGAGAACACUCGGAUGGAGGUUGUUCCUGUUACUCUCAGCUGUCUUCAGGCCAUUUCGCACGUACGGAUAUUCCUACCGAAGGAUCUCAAUUCCAAGGACUCGAGAAACGGUGUGAAGAAGUCCGUGACUGAGAUUAAGAGGCGUUUCCCCGAUGGCAUCGCGGUGCUCGACCCGAUCGAAAAUAUGAACAUCAAGGAUGAAGGGUUCAAGAAAAUGCUCAGGAAAGUGGAAGUUCUCGAAUCCCGCUUGCUCUCGAAUCCUCUACACAAUUCGCCACGCUUGCCCGAGCUCUACGAACAGUAUUCUGAGAAGGUCGAACUGGGUAACAAGAUCAAGGCCACGAAGAAGAAGAUCUCCGAAGCGAUGUCGAUCAUGCAGCUUGACGAGUUAAAAUGCCGCAAGCGAGUACUCCGACGAUUCGGGUUCAUCAACGAGGCCGAAGUCGUACAGCUGAAGGCACGAGUUGCUUGUGAAAUCAGUACGGGUGACGAGUUAAUGCUCAGCGAGCUCCUGUUCAACGGUUUCUUCAACAAGCUUACCCCCGAGCAAGCGGCGGCCGUUUUGAGUGUCUUUGUGUUUGAGGAGAAGACAAAGGAGACCCCUGCGCUGACCCGAGACGAGCUUGCGAAACCCCUCAAGGAGAUCCAAGCGCAGGCUCGCAUCAUCGCCAAGGUGUCGCAGGAAUCUAAGUUAGCGGUCAACGAGGAGGAGUACGUCCAGAGUUUCCACUGGGAGCUGAUGGAGGUCAUUUACGAAUGGGCGAAUGGCAAGUCGUUUGCCGAUAUCUGUCGGAUGACGGAUGUCUACGAAGGCAGUCUAAUUCGAGUUUUCCGCCGAUUGGAGGAGUGUCUGCGACAAAUGGCACAGGCCGCCAAGGUGAUGGGAAGCGAGGAAUUGGAGAGUAAUUUCGAAACGGCAUUGACGAAGGUGCGUCGGGACAUCGUUGCUGCCCAGUCCCUGUAUCUGUAA